This is a messenger RNA of Myotis davidii, 2132 nucleotides long. RefSeq names its product solute carrier family 47 (multidrug and toxin extrusion), member 2 (gene SLC47A2). Gene Ontology annotation, molecular function: antiporter activity; xenobiotic transmembrane transporter activity. The coding region runs from base 234 to 1724 and encodes 496 amino acids. The transcript is spliced from 12 exons. The record is from RefSeq and is a predicted model, not a curated record. Gene Ontology annotation, cellular component: membrane. Gene Ontology annotation, biological process: xenobiotic detoxification by transmembrane export across the plasma membrane. Lineage: Eukaryota; Metazoa; Chordata; Mammalia; Chiroptera; Vespertilionidae.
AGGCGUCAGCCCAGGUGCCUCCCAGGCGGCCAGGGCUCUGUACUGCCCUUUCCUGGCCCGGGGCCAGGGCCAGUGGGCUGCCCAGGGGGCGAGGCUUACCCCACAGCUGGUCUUCAAGGCAGCCCUCCUCCCUCUCCUUACUCAUUAGCCAGGCUGCAAGGUGACUCGGCUGCUGGGUGAGGCUGGCCAAGGGGUGCUCAGGCGCGGGAGCCCAGCCAGCAGCCAGGGCUCGAAUGGACAGCCUCCAGGACGCAGUGCGCCCGGAGCGCGGGGGCUGCGGCCCAGCCCUCGGCAAGCUGGUCCCCGUGGGCUUUCGGGCUGAGGCGUGGAGGCUCUUCGUCCUGUCUGGACCCCUGUUCCUGUUCCAGGUGCUGUCCUUCAUGAUCUACGUCGUGAGCUCGGUGUUCUGUGGGCACCUGGGCAGAGUGGAGCUGGCGUCCGUGACCCUCUCCGUGGCCUUCAUCAAUGUCUGCGGAGUUUCCGUGGGCCUGGGCUUUUCCUCGGCAUGUGAUACCUUGAUGUCCCAGGUAGGCGGGCCUCCUGGAGCCGGGCAGGGCAGAGCCGUCCCUCCAUGCUGCCCAAAGCGGGGUGGGGACCCCCAAAGGCUCCUCGGUGCUCCCUGGAGUGGGAGCCUGUCAAGCAGACCCGGUGGGGCAGCUGCCUCCCCCGCCCCCCCACCUGCUCCCUCCCAGUUCGCGCAGACGGUCUUCCUGCUGCUCUACAUCGUGCUGAGGAAGCUGCAUCGGGAGACGUGGGCAGGUGGGCCGCCUGCUCCAGCCCGUUGCCUGCAGGACUGGGGCCCCUUCUUCUCGCUGGCCCUCCCCAGCAUGCUCAUGAUAUGCAUGGAGUGGUGGGCCUACGAGAUCGGCAGCUUCCUCAUGGGCCUGCUGAGCAUGGUGGAUCUCUCUGCCCAGGCCGUCAUCUACGAGGUGGCUACCGUCACCUACAUGAUUCCCAUGGGGCUCAGCAUCUCUGUCUGCGUCCGAGUAGGGACGUCCCUGGGAGCUGCAGACACCGUGCAAGCCCAGCGAUCCGCCGUCUCAGGCGUGCUCUGCACAGUUGGCACCUCGCUGGUUAUCGGCGCCCUGCUGAGCCUCCUGAAAAAUAACCUGGGUUAUCUCUUUACCAAUGAUGAGGAGGUCAUCGCCCUGGUGAACAAGGUCAUGCCCAUUUACAUCGUCUUCCAGCUGUUUGAGGCCAUCUGUUGUGUCUACGGCGGAGUCCUGAGGGGAACCGGCCGGCAGGCCUUCGGAGCCGUGGUGAAUGCCAUCGCCUACUACGCCAUCGGCCUCCCACUGGGCAUCGUUCUGGCCUUUGUGGUCAGAAUGAGAACCAUGGGCCUCUGGCUGGGCAUGCUGGUCUGCGGCGUGCUGGCCGCGGCUGCCUUGGCCGCCUACACUGCGCGGAUGGACUGGGCACUGGCUGCGGAGGCGGCUGAGAAGUACACAGGGCUGCGGCAGCAGGGCACCGAGCACCCCGCGAGCGGAGCCCCCAGAGCCGGGCCCGAGGAAGGGGCCGGGUCUGCAGGUAAUGCUGGAGGCGCUUCUGUGGGCUCAGACACAAGGCCAGCGGCUGCCUGUCGGGCGGCUGGAACCAGGCAAGCCCAGGGCUCUCCGUGGGACAGGGUGUCUGAGCCUCGGAAGGCACACUCACACACGUGCCCUCCGCCGCGUGAGGCCAUGAGCCAUAGCGCGUCCUCAGACAGGACCAGGGCUGGGAGCUAGGUCUCCUCCUCGCUGUCCCUCUACUGGCAAAGGCAAGAGGUGAGGCCCGAGAGGGUGGUCAUAGCGCCCCCUCCACUCAGGGCAGAAGGCUGCGCCCUGGCCCAUGGCCGUCCGUUGGCGGGGGCAGGUCUGCCUGGCUCGCUACCUGGAGCGGGCACUGCCCACCUACCUUCCUGCACCGCACCGGAGGCGGCACCUCUGUUUACACCGGUGUCUGUGGUGGAACAAUGCCUGCUCGGGGCACAGACUCCUGCCCUGGCCGUGCUGAGCGCCAGCCGCGCCCCAGCUGGCACAGUGGCCGCACCGCAGCCUGGGCACAUGGUCCACGAGGCAGGUCACACGCACUCAAAGACACUGUGAGGGCUAUGUCAUGACAGAGGCAGGCUCAGCCCCGGAUACGCCGCCCCU